Molecule: messenger RNA, 1293 nt
Organism: Histoplasma mississippiense
Lineage: Eukaryota; Fungi; Ascomycota; Eurotiomycetes; Onygenales; Ajellomycetaceae
Exons: 2
Coding region: 1-1293 (430 amino acids)
Molecular function (GO): protein binding
Source: RefSeq, a predicted model, not a curated record
AUGCACAGAUUAGCAAGAAUAUACACUAGUCUUGGUCGCCCCACAGAGGCAUUAUCCAUCUAUUCGCAGAUCCAACCACCCGUUACCGCGAAGGAUAAAGGCCCUGCGGAGACAAUGUUGCAUCAUAUCACCCAGGCAGAAGGUUCUCUACGGGAUGAUAGAGGAGGCUCUAUGACGUUAUAUUGCCUGGAUCAGGCCGUAAAAGCGCUAGGAUUUGGCGUGACUCAACCGCGCAAAUGGAGGCUGAUGCGAGUGGAAGCGUAUCUAAAGAUGGGAAAUGUUAAUUCAUUGGGUGAUGCUCAAAACAUCGUCAUGUCCAUGUUACGAGAUAACAAUCAGGAUCCGGAUGCGUUAUUACUCCGGGGCCGACUAUUUUACGCCCAAGGAGAGAACGAGCAGGCAAUCAAACACUUUAAACUCGCUCUGAGCCUAGACCCGGACUCCACGCAGGCGAUCCGUUAUCUCCGCAUGGUGCAGAAACUCCUCCGAAUGAAAGAUGAAGGAAACGCAGCUUUCAAGUCGAGAAAAUACCAAGAAGCUAUCGAUCUGUACACUAAGGCCCUGGAAGUUGACCCAAAAAAUAAGGACAUCAACUCCAAACUGCUCCAGAACCGUGCCCAGGCCUAUCUUAACCUUAGCAUCUACGACAAAGCAAUUGAAGACUGCACAAGUGCACUCAAACUCGAUCCUGCAUACGUAAAGGCGCAACGGGUGCGGGCAAAGGCGUACGGAGCCGCGGGCAACUGGGAGGAAGCAUCGCGUGAAUUCAAAAAGAUUGCGGAGGCUAAUCCCAACGAAAAGGGUAUUCAGGAAGAAGUUCGAAAUGCAGAGUUUGAGCUUAAGAAGAGCCAGCGGAAAGAUUACUAUAAGAUUCUUGGCGUCGAUAAGAACGCGACGGAGCAGGAGAUUAAGAAAGCGUAUAGGAAGAUGGCGAUUCAGCAUCAUCCGGAUAAGAAUCUUGAUGGCGAUAAGGGAGAUACACAGUUUAAGGAGAUUGGAGAGGCGUAUGAAAUUUUGAGUGAUCCUCAGAAACGUGCCAGCUAUGACAAUGGUGAUGACCUCUUAGACCCUACGGACAUAUUCGCGCGCGGUGGCGGUGCCUCCUUCGCGCACAUGGGUGGCAUGGGCGGUAUGGGAGGUAUGGGAGGCAUGGGCGGAAUGGGAGGUAUGGGCGGCGGGCAGAAUAUCCAUAUUGACCCCAACAUCCUAUUUAAUAUGAUGAACGGGGGCGGUUUUGCGCGGGGUGGCGGCCAAAACCCAUUCGAGAGCUCCUACCACCAACACGGAUGGUAA